Molecule: messenger RNA, 2769 nt
Organism: Salvia miltiorrhiza (redroot sage)
Lineage: Eukaryota; Viridiplantae; Streptophyta; Magnoliopsida; Lamiales; Lamiaceae
Product: glutamine-dependent NAD(+) synthetase
Exons: 13
Coding region: 288-2351 (687 amino acids)
Biological process (GO): NAD+ biosynthetic process
Cellular component (GO): cytoplasm
Molecular function (GO): ATP binding; NAD+ synthase (glutamine-hydrolyzing) activity; glutaminase activity
Source: RefSeq, a predicted model, not a curated record
UCCUUGUUCUUGGUCUUGGUAAAGGUCUGCUUCCACUAAAACUUCAAUUCGAACCGCACGACACGUACACCAAGCGACAAGUAAACACAUAUUUUCCUUCCCCUCUCUCUCUACGUAGAUAUAUCUAUAUAUGAACAAACCUCAAGCAGACGUCGGAACCUCCAAAACCGCGAGAAUACAAGUCGAAUCUAGGCCAUAUAUUCUCCGCCCACUCCUUUCUCUCUCUCUCUCCCUCUCUACUUAUUCACAUUACUUCUUCUCCCGCAAAUUGCAGAGAAUUGGGAAAAAUGAGGCUUCUGAAGGUAGCCACCUGCAACUUGAAUCAAUGGGCAAUGGAUUUCGAUUGCAAUAUGAAGAACAUUAAGGAAUCCAUUUCUAGGGCUAAAGAAGCCGGCGCCGUCAUCCGCCUUGGUCCCGAGCUUGAAAUCACCGGCUAUGGCUGCGAAGACCAUUUCCUGGAACUCGACACCGUCAAUCAUGCGUGGGAUUGCUUAAAAGAAUUAUUAGUAGACGACUGGACUGAUGGCAUAUUAUGUAGUUUUGGUAUGCCUGUCAUCAAAGGGUCAGAGCGUUACAAUUGUCAAGUGCUAUGUUUGAAUAGAAAAAUAGUGAUGAUACGCCCAAAGAUGUGGCUGGCCAAUGAUGGAAACUACAGGGAGCUGAGAUGGUUUACGGCAUGGAAAGAAAAAGGGCCUCUGGAAGACUUUCUGCUUCCAAGCGAUAUAUCUGAGGCUCUAUUGCAAACAACAGUCCCUUUUGGUUAUGGAUAUAUUCAGUUUCUAGACGUAGCCAUUGCAGCUGAAGUUUGCGAGGAACUUUUUAGUCCUAUGCCCCCUCAUGCUGAGCUUGCAUUGAAUGGCGUUGAAGUAUUUCUGAAUGCUAGUGGAAGUCAUCAUCAAUUGCGCAAACUUGAUCUUCGCCUCCGUGCUUUUAUUGGUGCUACGCAUACCCGUGGAGGAGUUUACAUGUACAGUAAUCACCAAGGGUGUGAUGGUAGCCGCCUUUAUUAUGAUGGAUGUUCCUGCAUUGUUGUGAAUGGUGAUGUGGUUGCCCAAGGCUCACAAUUCUCCUUGAAGGAUGUGGAAAUGGUGGUUGCUCAAAUAGAUCUAGAUGCAGUUGCCAGCCUUAGGGGAUCUAUUAGUAGCUUUCAGGAACAAGCCAGUUGCAAACCGAAAGUUCCCUCCAUUGAAGUACCUUAUAGACUUUGCGAGUCUUUUACUCUCCAAAUGCUGCUUUCAAGUCCUCUUAAGAUUCAAUAUCAUUCUCCUGAAGAAGAAAUAGCUUUUGGCCCAGGCUGUUGGCUGUGGGAUUAUUUGAGAAGAAGUGGUGCAUCUGGUUUUUUACUUCCACUUUCAGGUGGAGCAGAUAGCUCCUCUGUUGCUGCUAUAGUUGGUUGCAUGUGCCAGCUAGUAGUAAAAGCAAUAUCAGAGGGGGAUGAACAGGUCAAAGCUGAUGCCAUAAGGAUUGGCCAUUACAGUGAUGGACAAUUUCCAACAGACAGCCAAGAGUUUGCAAAACGUAUAUUCUACACUGUAUUCAUGGGAUCUGAAAAUAGUUCUAAUGCCACAAGAACGAGGGCAAAGGUGCUUGCAGAAGAAAUUGGGUCAUGGCAUCUUGAUGUCUCAAUAGAUGGAGUGGUUUCUGCUCUGCUCUCUUUGUUUCAGAGACUUACUGGAAAACAACCACGUUACAAGGUCGAUGGGGGCUCUAAUAUUGAAAAUUUAGGAUUGCAAAACAUUCAGGCUCGAACCAGAAUGGUCUUAGCAUUUAUGCUAGCAUCACUCUUGCCGUGGGUUCAUAACAAACCUGGUUUUUAUCUGGUAUUAGGGAGCUCCAACGUUGAUGAAGGACUGCGCGGUUACUUAACAAAGUAUGAUUGCAGUUCUGCUGAUAUAAAUCCCAUUGGAAGCAUCAGCAAGCAAGAUUUGCGAAGAUUUUUAAGAUGGGCUGCCGUCCAUCUGGGUUUCUCUUCUUUGGAAGAAAUUGAAUCUGCUCCACCCACUGCCGAAUUGGAGCCAAUACGAUCCAAUUACAGCCAGCUGGACGAAGUGGAUAUGGGAAUGACAUAUGAAGAACUCUCAGUAUAUGGAAGGCUGCGAAAAAUCUUUCGCUGUGGACCCGUAUCCAUGUUUAAGAAUCUCUGCUACAAAUGGGGAACAAAGUUAACUCCAGCAGAGGUUGCUGAGAAAGUGAAAUAUUUCUUCAAAUACUAUUCUAUUAAUAGACAUAAGAUGACGGUUCUAACUCCCUCGUAUCAUGCAGAGUGCAGAGUUACUCACCAGAGGAUAAUAGGUUUGAUCUACGCCAAUUCCUAUACAAUGCAAGGUGGCCAUAUCAAUUUCGGAAGAUAGAUGAACUUGUGAAGCAGUUGGAUGGUGAUAGAGUGGCUAUUGUGAACGAAACCACGGGGGUCAGAUCAGAUGGCGGGAUGGGCGUCGUAGCUGCGGGUUCAGGCAAUCCAAGUGUUGGCUUAUAAAGUUUGCCAUAGCCUGGUAGUCGAUACUCUCCCACCAUGAUACUGGGUUUUAUUCAUGUAUUUUAGGUCUUUGUAUAUUAGAUGGUGAUAUAGUGAUGUCAAUUGCCAUUGAAGUACGAUCAGAUAAUUUCCCAAAUGUUGAUGACUGACUGUUGACCUGGUACGGGUUUGUGAAUAGAAAACAGGAAAUAUGAGGAGUCAUAAUUCUUGAAGGAAUAAACACUUGUUAUAAUAGAAUUGCGUCUGUGCUGGCAGUGCUGCGUAUUCGUGAAAUAUUGUUUUAUGUUUGAUUA